AUGCUGGAGCCCAUACCGGCGAGGUUGGGGUCUGAGAGGGCGCAGUCGGGGCGCUGGAAGCCAAAACGGCCGGCAGAGGGCGCCCCGGGCCCGCUGAGAGCGUGCCGCUGGGCUGGCGGCGCUCGCCGGGCGCCGGGCUCCGGGCUCCGGCUGCAGUCCGGCAGUGACCACAGCGGUGGACGCGCGCGCUACCCAAGCUGGGCGCCAGGUGAGCGCCCUCGGGGCGCCGCGGAGCGCACCCGUCCAGGCGCGCUACUGCCCGGAGCCCUCCCGGCGAGCGGUGAGUACAGGCGCUCGCGGGGCACGUUUCAUCCCAGUUGA
Rangifer tarandus platyrhynchus (Svalbard reindeer) is the source of this 321-nucleotide messenger RNA. The record is from the annotation of a GenBank genome assembly. NCBI's taxonomy places the organism in Eukaryota, Metazoa, Chordata, Mammalia, Artiodactyla, Cervidae.